This is a messenger RNA of Gamsiella multidivaricata, 1770 nucleotides long. Its product is annotated as Alpha/Beta hydrolase protein. The transcript is spliced from 5 exons. Gene Ontology annotation, molecular function: hydrolase activity. The coding region runs from base 1 to 1770 and encodes 589 amino acids. The record is from RefSeq and is a predicted model, not a curated record. Lineage: Eukaryota; Fungi; Mortierellomycota; Mortierellomycetes; Mortierellales; Mortierellaceae.
AUGCCGCCAGAACCAAGAGAGUACAAAGAUGAUGUGCUGCCUCGCAAGCCGUCAAGCCAAAAGUCUGCAAAAUCCUUUCCUUCCUCCGGCCCCAAGGCUCCAACUUUCAGUGAUCGCCUGUACCUCGCCGGCGUACUCCAUCGACCCAUCGACGCAGCCUUCCUGCUCGGAGGGCUGGGCUCUUGUGUUUGGACGGCUGUGUGCAUGCUUGUUCUUGAUAUCCCCUUCCUCAUAUGGACGCGUUUCUCUGUCAACUCUGAGCGCCAUCCAAUCUCAUGGGGCCCAAUAUUCUCUUUCUGUAUGGCCAUGAGUCGUGCGUCUUCGAGUGCAGUGUACAACGUCGUACAGCUUCGCAUGGUCAGCAAUAUCAUCUCUUGGUUCAUACCCUUGAGAAUGCUGCAUCUGUCCAACUACAAGUUCGACCCUAAUGUUCGCUUCAAGGUCCAUCUGGACACUCUACUCAUACCGGAACGGAAGACUCUCUUCUACACCAGGAGGGAAUUGGGCCACAAUGGAGGUCAUCGUGGAAAGAACCCAUCAAACCCUUCACCGGAAUAUCUGGCAUCGUUCCUACCAGAUGAAGAUAAGACGGGUCGGAUCCCAAAUCUGCCGGAGGAAUCGGGGCCUCUGGACAUGGAUGGAACGUACACCAUGAAGGGCGAGUGGAUCGAAGCACUAGAGGAUCCAACGCACCUGCCGAACGAUGACAAAGAAGCCAAGAGGAGCAAUGUCGUCGUACUGUAUGCACAUGGCGGUGGACAUGUGUUUUGUUCUGCAAAAUUUCACCGUCAGCUUGUCACAAGGAUGUUGCUUGAGUUCGGUCCUGGCGCAAGGGCUUUCGUGAUGGAAUAUCGUUUGGCGCCCGAAGACCCGUUCCCAGCAGCAAUCCACGAUGCAUACGCUGCCUACCUUUAUCUCACCCAACCGAACCAUGAAGCCAUCACACUCUGCCGGGGAGGACUCAGAGGAGCACAUCAUACGACGCCAGUUGAUCCAAAGGACAUUGUUCUCGCUGGUGACUCUGCAGGCGCGGGAGUCGCCAUUGGACUCCAGCUUUAUCUGAGAGACUACGUCCAGCCUUCUGUCGAGCCCAAGCCCAUAGUUCCACCGGCCACCGUUCUGAUCUCUGCCUGGACAGACAUCUCCACCUCGAUGCCAUCAGCGACAAGCCGUCACUCGUACUGCUACACACCCUCGCCAAUGGGCGUGAAUCCCUUUGCUAGUCAAGAAAAAUUUUACUCCUUCCCCAAGUUCAACUUUGCAAGGACCUAUCUCUGUGGUGACUCUGAUCUGUUUCCUAAUGAAAGAAACUCUGGAGGCAAGGAUCUCGAAUGGGAAUGGUACCGACAUUUGGCACAGCAUCCCCUGGUGUCGCCCGUUUACACUGCGAACCUUUCCGGACUAGAGAGCAGCACCCUUCUGCAAACGGGAACAUUCGAUCGAUUGGUGGAUGACACGCGACUGUACGCCCACAAGCUGGGUCAAGCGAACCCGGACGAGAGAGUGAGACUAGAACUGUACCGGGACAUGGUCCAUGUCCACCAAUUUUUCGAGUUCCUGCCCAUGGCUGAUAAGGCGCUGAAGUCAAUGGUCGCCUUUGUGGAGGAUGCUCAACAGCGACAUAAGACCCGUGUGUCUGCAAAGACCAGGGGCUCGAACGGAACAGAGUGGAUUAUCGUAGAUACGGUGGGUAAUGAGACAGAAGGACAUAAUGACGAUGGCUGCCCCAUCGACGUUCUUGAAACGUAUUGGAGACCAGAUCUGAAAUAG